AUGGAACCACCAAACAUGGCCGACACCACCACAGUGGCGCCACAAACAACAUCCAGUGCUAAAUACCACCUCCUCGACCUCCCAGCCGAACUCCGCCUUAACAUCUACAACCACGCCUUCGCAACAAUGCCCAUCGACUUCCUCCAAAUCCAAAGACACAGCAGGCUCCCUACCCACGCUCUCCUCGCCACCUCCAAGACCCUCCGCUUCGAUGCCGGCAAGGCCUACUUCGAUCGCAUGUACGGGGCUGUCGCGAAGCUAAGGAAGCAGGUCGACGAGGCAGAUGUCGAGUACGAGCGUCCGAUGGUUGAGAAACGUGAAACUACGAAUGAGUUCGGUAAGUACCAUCUGCUGCAACUUGUCACAGAGACGUUCGGAAGGAUCCAACAUCUGGAUAAGAGAUGUGUUAGAGUCAAGAGGCUUGUUGAUGACGAGUUGAAGAAAUGGAGGGAAGAGGGGCUUGAGUAUGGGAAGAAAAUCAGGGGCUGA
Messenger RNA from Fulvia fulva, 489 nucleotides. RefSeq lists its product as uncharacterized. The record is from RefSeq and is a predicted model, not a curated record. Bases 1 to 489 code for a protein of 162 amino acids. The transcript has a single exon. NCBI's taxonomy places the organism in Eukaryota, Fungi, Ascomycota, Dothideomycetes, Mycosphaerellales, Mycosphaerellaceae.